AUGGAGGUCUUUAACGUAUGGGGCAUCGACUUCAUGGGCCCGUUCAAACCAGCUUCUCACGGAAAUCAAUACAUCUUGGUGGCUGUUGAUUACGUAUCCAAAUGGGUCGAGGCAAUUGCUUCUCCAACCAAUGAUGCCAAGGUCGUGAUUAAGAUGUUCAAAAGCAUCAUCUUCCCGAGAUAUGGAGUACCGAGGGUUGUGAUAAGCGAUGGAGGCAGUCACUUCAUUAACAAGGUUUUUGAGAACUUGCUGAAGAAGUAUGGUGUCAAGCACAAAGUGGCAACUCCCUAUCAUCCUCAAACGAUUGGUCAGGACUGCCUACAAACACCGAUACGCAGGACCCCUUUCUCACUUCUAUAUGGGAAAUCCUGUCACCUUCCGGUGGAGAUUGAGUACAGAGCACUUUGGGCAGUUAAGUUACUCAACUACGACAUCAGAUCCUCCCAAGAGAAGAGGGACUUUGACUUACACGAGUUAGAAGAAAUCAGGCUAGACGCAUAUGAGAGCUCCAAAAUUUACAAGGAGCGGACCAAGGCGUUUCAUGACAAGAAAAUUUUGCCGAGGGUUUUCAAAGAUGGAGAGUAUGCGCUGCUUCUCAACUCGCGAGCUAACUUGUUCCCAGGAAAGCUCAAGUCUAAGUGGUCCAGUCCGUUCAAGAUCAAAGAAGUUCUUCCUUAUGGAGCCAUCACCCUGCUGAAUCAGAAUGGCGAAGAGUUCACAGUGAACGGUCAUCGGCUCAAACCGUAUUUGGGCCAACGAUUCAAGGAGAAGGAGUCUCAACUCCUCUUCCGGACGCCCCCUUAG
Molecule: messenger RNA, 804 nt
Organism: Microthlaspi erraticum
Lineage: Eukaryota; Viridiplantae; Streptophyta; Magnoliopsida; Brassicales; Brassicaceae
Source: the annotation of a GenBank genome assembly